CUGGCCGGUCACAGCGCAGUGGAGUCCGGCAGCAGCAGGUCGGAGCAGCGGGGUCAGGAGCAGAGUUUGACCGGAGAUCAGCAGUGAGGAGCCGGGGAGGCUCCGGUCCUCCAUGCCGGACUUUGAGCGUGUUUCAGCCUCUUUUCUCCGCGCUCCCGCCGCUCUCUGAGGGGAAUAACGGAGUUACCGUCAAAGUGGGAGAAGUCCCGUCAUCAGCCCGGUACCGGAAGCCUGACAGCCGCCAACAUGAAGAAGAACUCCUCCGGGAAACGGGGCCCGCUGGACUCGGCGCCACCGCUCGCUCAGCCCGAGAAGGUCGGCUGGAUCAGAAAGUUCUGCGGGAAAGGGAUCUUCAGGGAGAUCUGGAAGAACCGGUUUGUGGUUCUGAGGGCAGAUCAGCUGUUCAUCUGUGAGAAAGAGGUGAAGGACCUAGGUCGGGCUGACCAGGUGUGUGACCUGUCGGACUACGAGCGCUGUGAAGAGAUCAGAAAGAACAAGAGCCGCAGCAAAAAGAACCACAGCAAGUUCAGACUGCAGCGCUGCAGCUCACCUGGAAACACGGUUCCUAACCUGGUGUUCCUCGCCGUCAGCCCCGAGGAGAAGGAGUCAUGGAUCAACGUCCUGAACGCAGCCAUCAUACGAGCCCAGAACAGAAUCCUGGACGAGGUGACUGUAGACGACUCCCAGCUGUCUCACCUGACCAGAGACCGAGUCAAGAUCCCCCACAACCGCCGGCUGCCCACCAGAGGACACCUGCUGGCCGUGGCCUCCACCUCCUCCUCAGACGGGAUGCUGACUCUGGACCUUAUCCAGGAGGAGGAGUCUGAGCCUCCUCGCGGAGCAGACGGCUGUGAUGCCUUCAGGGUCGACUUGGACAAAUCUGUGUCCCACCUCAGCCCAGACUGUACCCGAUCAAAAACUGAUGGCGCUCUCUCAGUGCGCUCCACUGAGGCUUGUGGAAAAUCUCGGAGCCUUCCUCGGGAGGUGGCGGUGGUUUGGGAACAUACAGGUCCCGCCCACACCCCCCAGCCAGGAAAACGUCUGACGCCCGCUGAGAAGAACCGCUGCGCCUCUAUGGACGAGAUCCUGACGCACUCAGAGAGCCGAGCAAUGAAAAACAAGAACCGCUCUCCGGUGGCGACGCUGAGCGGCACGCCAGCGCCCGUCAGCCGGCUGCAGGAUCUGAUCAGCCAGAAACUGGAGCAGACGGAGCGGCUGCUGACUGAGGUGCGAAGGGAGGGGGAGGGGGAGGCAGGGGAGCGAGGGAGGAUGAAGGGGAAGGAGAGGACUGAAGCAGAGCGACUCCUGAAGGAGGCGACGGCGGCCUGGAGUCAGGCCCGUGAGGUGCUGGAGGAGGUCAAGGAGCUGAGAGUGCUGUACCAACAACUGGACUCCUCCUCCCCCCUCCUCACCCCCACUACCCCCCUCCUCACCCCCUCCAACAGCAACAAACUGAACCCAGAGAGAAAGAGCCCACAGUGAGCGGACCGGGUGAGACUCAGCAUGGACGCUCCUGCUGACGGAUCAUCUUCUUUAAAAACUAACAAGUUGCAUUAGUAUGACUGAAGGCAGGUCCUUGAAAAGUCCUCAAAGUGUCUUUGUUGCACAAACAAAACAAAACCAGCAGAAACUGAUCUGAAGUCUGUCGUCACAGCGAGCGAGAAAGUGCCAAGAUGAGCGAUCAGACCGAGCAGCAACCUCCAGUGUUUAAAAAAUGAAGCCGACGAUGAAGUGUAAAGUCCUGCAGUUCCUGGAGUGUCCACUAGAGGCUGGCUGCAGCAGCACAGGAAGUCACAUACACACCCAUUCUAAAAAGCCUGUUUUUACAGCAGAGAUUAACUUGUUUACAGCCUGGUUCAAAAAACCAAAUAGGUGUGAUUAGCUCAUGUCUCGAUGGACACACACUGUACGGGGGGUGAAUGUUUUGAUGACUCAUCAGUUUUGAUUUGAUGAAGGAUAAGAGUUAUUCACAAUAAGGCGUGUAGCUGACCUGAUUGACAGGUGGGCGCGGUGUAACGGUUUGUCAGGAGGUUUAAAACCCGCCUCAGCUCCAGCUCUCAGCCUGUCGUUAGGUUGACUGAAAGUUAGACUGAGACAGCAUUUCCAGCAUGGAGACCGCCACCGAUGGGACUCCAGCGCCCCCUGCAGGAACAGACGGGUGACGUCACUCAGGCUUCAAACAUUCAGAUUUACAGUUUUUGAAUCAGACUCUUGUUCCUCUCUGUUCACCUUUGUCCUUUUUAUUUCUGUAUUAAGAUAAUUUAAAUGAAUCGCUAAUCAGCUGAUCUGAGGUCUGUGUCCGUUAACGCCCGACAUUGUCUGCUGAGACGACGACUCGCUUGUCAAUCAGCGCUGACAGACUGACAGUUUAAAGGCGGGAUAUUCACGCCUUUGUUGCGCCUGGCGUGCAAAGUGUAACGCACUGAGUGUUGGGGCAAGGUCGUUCCUGAUUCGCUGAUAUGGAUGAAAUAUGAGCUGUUAUCUGUACUGGGCUAAGGUCCCUUCUCCCUCACGGACCAAUCAAAAGAAGGGGCAGGACUUCUGAUGUCAGGACAUGAUUUGUUUACAUCGUUAUGUUUUUAAUUAAAUAAAACAUUUAACACAGACCAAUCAAGAGCCGGCAUUACAGUCACAACCAGGGGAGGCAGAAGUGCCACGAGCUGACUUUGGUAACCUAGCAACAGUAAGCGCCAGUACGAGACAUUCAGAAACGGAGGUGGAGAGCGCCGCAGCGUUAACGGACACAGACCCUGAAACAGCUGUCGGUACGAAUGAAAAAUGAUUGAAGGUACAUCAGUAAACUUUUGUCUACAGCGCCAUCAUCAGGUCGAUAUGUUCAUGUGUCUGACUUAACCUUAUUUACAGUCUUCAGGAGAGACUGCGUGUGUUAGCUUAGCAUCAGGCUGCUAGCCUGGCUCUGCAGAGUGUGACCUCAGAUCAGUUUGUAAUAUUCCUUUAAUGUCUUCCUGUUUGUAGUUUGUGUUCUCUGUGGCACCCAGCAGUUGCUGUAGCCUUAACGCCAGAGAGGAUGAUGGGAGAUGUAGUCCAGUAGUGAUGUAGGCUGGUUCUGUGAUCAGCUCAUGUGCUCAAAUAAAAACCUGCAAAAUGAA
Molecule: messenger RNA, 3110 nt
Organism: Labrus mixtus (cuckoo wrasse)
Lineage: Eukaryota; Metazoa; Chordata; Actinopteri; Labriformes; Labridae
Gene: plekho1b
Product: pleckstrin homology domain containing, family O member 1b
Exons: 6
Coding region: 247-1482 (411 amino acids)
Biological process (GO): regulation of myoblast fusion
Cellular component (GO): muscle cell projection membrane; ruffle membrane
Source: RefSeq, a predicted model, not a curated record